CGGAAACUGAUGUUGGUCAACUUUAAAACUUCCAUUUUAAAGUUAGCAUCGUGUUUGCGUUCAUGAUAACUUCAUAAUGAAUCCCCUGACCAAGGUGAAGCUGAUCAAUGAGCUGAAUGAGAGAGAGGCCUCAUUGGGGGUGAAGGAAAAUGUGUCAUGGCACUCUGAGUAUAAGGACAGCGCCUGGAUUUUCAUCGGUGGGUUUCCAUAUGAGCUGACGGAAGGUGACAUCGUCUGUGUCUUCUCUCAGUAUGGAGAAAUGGCCAACAUCAACCUAGUGCGUGAUAAGAAGACGGGUAAAUCCAAAGGCUUCUGCUUCAUCUGCUACGAGGACCAGAGGAGCACCAUCCUGGCUGUGGAUAACUUAAACGGGAUCAAAAUAAAGGGGCGGACCAUCCGAGUGGACCAUGUACUGAACUACCGCCCUCCCAAAGACCAUGAGGACAUGGAUGAUAUCACUAAGCGCCUGAGGGAGGAGGGCUGUGCCCCCAAACUACCUGACCCUUCAUCGUCCGAAGAAGAGGAGCAGUACGCCGUACCCGCGAAGAAGCCCAAGAAAGACAAGAAAGAGAAGAAGAAAAAGGAGAAGAAGGCUCUGAAGGAGGAUAGGAAGCAGAGGGAGAGGCUAGCCCAGACUCACUCUGUGUCUCCCCCUGGGCCUGCCCUGGCAGUGAGGGUGAAGCAGGAGGAGGACCUGGGCUAUGACAAGUACAGCCAGCGGGGGGCGCCAGAGGAGUGGCUGGGCGCCAGGGAAGAGAGACCAGGGCCUGGGGCAGAGCCACAGAACCCACGAGAGACACACAGGCAGGUGGACAGAGUGUUCCGAAAUCGCCAUGGGGAGAGGGAAGGAGAGAGAGAGAGGCCCAGGGAGGAUGAGAAGAGGAGAGAUGGAGGACUGCAGUUGGAGAGCAAGAGGACAGGCAGGGAGGAGAGAGAAAACCAAGACAGGGAUAGAGAGAGAGACAGAACUAGGGAGGGAGAGAGGGACAAUGAGAGGAACAGAUCGAGGGACUGGGACAGGGAGAAAGACAGGAACAGAGAGAGGGAAAGAGACAGGUCAAGUAAGCACAAAGAACACAGUCGGGAGAGAGACCAAAGGAGAAAGUAACAGAAGUGCCUUGAUUGUAGUCAAGACAACUGGACUGAGUGAAGUCUUAUUCUUUCCUUCACUAUAGAAAAUCAUCAGGAACUGGGACCAUGGAGCUAAUAUGAUUGGUUGUUUUAUUUUGUUAGUAUUUGUCAUAAGCCAUAUCAAGCCUGUUGAUUCAAUAUUCUCUUGUGGAGACUGAGCCAAACAGUGGAUGACAACUUGAGUCAUGAGAACAUGGCCUGUUUCCAUGACAACAGCUUAGCGUUUUCAGCAGCAAAGUUAAAUCGGAACUGGAUUUCAAAUGAAUUUUUACCCUCAAACCGCUGUACAAUGCUUAAUCAGACAAUGAUUUACUGUUGUAAAUAAAAUGAAGUGUUUUUUUACAAAGAGA
Molecule: messenger RNA, 1481 nt
Organism: Salvelinus namaycush (lake trout)
Lineage: Eukaryota; Metazoa; Chordata; Actinopteri; Salmoniformes; Salmonidae
Product: RNA-binding motif protein, X-linked 2-like
Exons: 6
Coding region: 77-1108 (343 amino acids)
Biological process (GO): mRNA splicing, via spliceosome
Cellular component (GO): precatalytic spliceosome; U2 snRNP; catalytic step 2 spliceosome
Molecular function (GO): RNA binding
Source: RefSeq, a predicted model, not a curated record